This is a messenger RNA of Brassica rapa (field mustard), 13148 nucleotides long. RefSeq lists its product as uncharacterized. Lineage: Eukaryota; Viridiplantae; Streptophyta; Magnoliopsida; Brassicales; Brassicaceae. The record is from RefSeq and is a predicted model, not a curated record.
UGUGUGGAAGAUAAAGGCCCCGAGUAAGAUGAAACAUUUCUUGUGGCAGGCUAUCUCGGACUAUGUGGCGACGGAAGAGAGGCUCACUUUAGACAAUCGGGCACCGAUAGGAGUUGUCCUAGAUGUGCUAGUCCAGUGGAGUCGAUUAAUCAUCUUCUUUUUGAAUGCCCGUAGGCCCUAGCCCUGCAGGUUUGGGCUUAUCGGACUAUCCUUCCCUUCCGGGUUACUUCCCAAGAACAUCUAUAUACUAAAACAUGAACUUUAUGUUUUGGAAGAGAAAAGAGGUGGUUCCACUGAGACCACAAUUCGAUAACUUCCCAUGGAUCUAUUGGUACAUUUGGAAGGCGAGGAGCGAUAAACUCUUUAAUGGGAAAGUCGUAUCCAUGAUUGACACUCUUCAACAUGCAUCUCCUGAGGCAGAAUAUUGGAGGAAGCUAACGAAAAGGAAGAAGCAAACGAGGAUCAUGACGACCCUCCUACCAUAGAGGUUGAGACAAUGCCUCCUUGGAUACACUGAAUCCCUACAUGUCAAAUUAAUGCGUCAUGGAAGAUAAUGGCAGUGUCAGUGGCUUAGGAUGGAGUCUUAAGGAUCAAAUGGGUUUUGAAUAUUUCGGAUUACGGGCAUGCAACAGGAGCCUCUCAGGUUUGAAUGCUGAGAUGGAAGGUUUACUUUGGGCAGUUUCAUGUAUGAGAGACAGAAGGAUAACCUCAAUACGGUUCGAGACAGACUGCUCGGACCUAGUGGACAUGACUACAAACCCAGUGGAUUACCCUUAAUUCGCGACAGAGAUCGAGGUGUUCCAGAGAUUACAGGAGGAUUUCGAGGAUGUGAGCAUGUCUCAUAUUCCUCGGAGUUGAAAUGGUCGGCAGAUGCGUUAGCAAAAGAAGCAAAGACCAGAGGCUAUAUUUUUACCAUAUAGAUCAGACCUGGCAAGACAAAAGUGUUCAUAGGAGAAUCGGUUCGUUUGACCACCACUUGAUCUAGCAUAGCAUAGAUAAACAGCUGACAAAAAAAAAAACUCAAGUCUGAUACAAUAAUGCACAGUCGCUGGUGACACUGGAAACUUCAUUCAUAUAUGACAACGAGAAGGUUGACAAAUAGUACGUACAAUAGUCAAUAGAGACGGGUAUGGUACAUGAUGCUAUUAUAAGAAGCAGUUAGAUCAUGAUCAUGUAUGAACAUGUUAGGUACUAGCAAUAUCUAUUAGCUCAGAGCAACCUGUGUUGCUUACAAGCUAAUAAAAUCUUAAGUUCUGCUUUCAUUGACAUUUGUUUUUUUUUCCCUCGAUGCUUCAUGUUUGUUGUCAUUUGGAUAAUACUUUCUACAUUUUUUCAACUUUCUUUGCAUUUAAAAAAUACGAGAGUUAUGAGUUUAUGAUCAAUAGAGAUAGCUGGAAAAUCAUCUUUAGUGGCAAAUAUACAUUUGAAUUAUAUAUAUGUUGGUUUAGUCACUCUAGAUAGGAAUUGGGACUGACCAUCAUUUCAAAUUAUCCCUCACCAAGUUAUACAUACAAAAAAAAAAAAAUACAUUCGAAGGAGAGACCUUGGAAUACAAUAAGUGUAAUGCGGUCAAAUGAGUAUAAGAAAAAUGAGAUGAAGACAAUUGAACAUCAAAAUAGGAGAAAUGGUGAAUCAUGCUCGAGCCUUAGCCCUGUGUCUAUUUUUUUUAAUUGUACCAAUCAAAUGUUGUACAUCAAAGAUUAGACAGAUUCUAAUAUUUUUUUGAUCGACAUAUAUUUCCAAUCUAAACAACCAUUAUAUGCUUAAUUUUAGUUUUGCAAGGAAAGAAACCAGUUUUUAUCAGUACAAAAUUGAGUAUCAAUAAUACAUUACAAAUUUACAAUUGAUGGUAAAAACAAAUUUAGCUAAAUCCAAACUUAAUAUAUGUAUUACUCCAACAAAAUAAUACAAUCAAACACAUGCAAAACAAGAAAAUUCAGAAACCGGCACCAAGCUACGCAAUGGCGGCAAGAUCACCACCUAUUAUUGUUCACUUACGUUUUCUUAUGAAUUUGGCUUACAGGUCCAACGUCAAUCUAACUAGUAAAAUUUUGUCUUUAUGGGAAAAAACUUCGCUACAUUUUUGACUAAUUAAGAUCCAACAACCACUUACAUUUACCGUAUGCAAUUUUAAUACAAGUUACGGAUAAUUAAAAAUUAUAAAGAAAAAAUACAAAUAUCUAUCAAAUUUUUGAGUAUGAACAUUGUUUUAAAAUUAAUACAACAUCAAAUAAACUCAACCAUGUAAACUACUCUACUUACACAACACCAACCACACAAAAAGUAGCACAGUUUAUCACCCUACCUCAACCUAUUAAAAUACAAAUCCUGAAGAAUAAAUGUCAACAGCAAAACACCAACUUUACAAACACGACAUCACCUCCAGAGAUUUAGAUAGAGCAACAACUAUGUCCACGAUUCCGCGCUUGCACAGGGCUAUACCCUUAGUUUGUAUUAAAGGGACAUCACUAGUUCUUUAUUUGGUUAUGGCACUGCGGUGUUGUUAUGGUUCGUCACAGUUUUUUUUGGUAAAUUGUUUUCUUUUCUUUUCUGGUUUUUAUCGGUAGCGAAACAUCAUUUCUUAUAUGUUUCUCAUAUGAGGAGAUAUUGCGGACAUAGAGAAACAUAUAUUUUCGACGAAGAUGUUGUCUUUAUGUGUUAAACUAGGUGUUUUCUUGCACUGUGUACAUAAAUAAAAAAUUUAAAAUGAAACUAGUGGUAUGGGAUUAGAAAAUUAUAAUUCUUAAAUAAACUGUAUAAAAAUUUAAAAAUUGUUUUGGUAAUAAAAUUAAAAAAAUUAUAUAAUUAAAUUAAAUAAUAUUAUGAAAAUUGUAAAUUAUUAUUAUAUUUUUAUUUUUUACUAUUAUAUUAUAUGUUAUUAUAUUUAUGAUGAUUUGUAAGUUUUACUAUAUUUUUAAAAAGUUACCAAAAAUAUAAAUCAACAAUAAAUGUAAAUGUGCUUGUCAUAAUUAACUUCAAGUCAUCAAUAUCGUUAAUAUGCUAUGUUUUUUUCUUCAAAAUUAUUGUAAUGAUAACACGCAACAAAUCACUUUUUAAAUAAUUUCUAGAAGAUACUAUCAGAAAUGUAGGCAAACCAAAAACUGCUAGUAGAAAUAUAAAACAAUCCACUCGGAGAAUGUCAUUCUUCCAAACCCACCAACCCUUUUCAUUUAUUUUUAAUGUGAGCCACCAGAUCUUUACGAAAAUAAAAUCCACCAACUCUUUUUUUUUUCUUGUAAUCAAUCCACCAACUCUGAUGUCAAAAAAAAAAAGUCAAUCCACCAACUCUUUUUUUUUUUGUAAUCAUGUUAAUCCACCAACUCUCUUUGACGUGAGCAUCUAUGAAAUUUUUUUUUUCAUUAAGAACCUUAUCUUAAGAAAUUAUUUAUCCUAUUAAAGGAUUUCCCUCCCUAAACAAAAAAUGCCCACCUAUGAGACCUAUCCAUACUAUUUUUUUUUUCACAUUCGAGCUCUCACAUUAGAAGUUAGAGUAAUUAUUAUUAUUUAUACUUUUAAUGAAUAAAUAUAUAAAGUAGCCAUACUUUUUUGUUAAAAUAAAUGUUAAAUCCUGGUUUAUUAAAGACAAAGACCUAACUUCCGGAUGAGAGGUGCAGCCCACAACAUGCUCUCUUUUGGGUAUUUAUACGGACGUAUACGCAGCCGUGGUGAGCAGAACAAUGUGACUUAGUUUGCGCAUCACGAAAAUCAAACCCGAAAUGUGUUUGCAUCCAAAACUCAUUCACUACCACAAAGCCCACUCGUAAAGUAGCCAUACAAAUAAAAAAUAAUUUAAAAUUUCUUUGAUUAAAUAAAAAAUUAAAAUAAUAUAAAUAAAAAUUAUCAAAAUCUAAAUAUAUAUUUAAAAAUAACAAGAUAAUUCAUAAAUAUAUGUGUUGUUAUCCACAAAAUAUCCUUUCAUAAAAAGUUCAAAUUCAAAAACAAAACACGUAACUAAAUAUUAAUUAAGUAAAUUCUUAAUUUUACAUAAAUGAGAAGUAAAUAUUGAGUGAUUUCUAACAUUUUUUUAAUUAAUAAUGAAUAUAGCAUACAAAUAAAUUUUCAAAAAUCAUAAUAAGUAAAAAAAUGUAAAUGAAAGAUAAAUAAUAAUUUAUCAUUAUUGUCUUUAAUUAGUAAUACAUGUACUAAUAAAUAGUUAUAAAAUAUGCAUGUCCGCAUGUGCGGAAAUAUGCUUAGUAUAUAUUCAUAUACAUAUCUCAAACAUAAAUAUUUCUUUUAAAUUUAAGUAAACUAUUUAAUUUCUAUAAUAUUAUUUCAAAAGUUAAUUUCUGAUGUGAAGUGCUCACGUUAACUACAAUAAUACCUUUAAUGAUUAAGUUAUUAUUAUAAUUGCGGUUUUUGAUUUUUAUUUUUAUUAAUAAUUCUUUGUAACCACAUUAUUAUCAUAAAAGGAAUUUUAUAAUAAAAAGGAAAUAUCUUUAAAACUAAAAUAUACAAUAAUUUUAUAUAUUUAAAACAUGUGAUUUAAUAAAUUAUAUGUUUUCUUAUUAUUAUUUACAUGUUUUCUCAUACAUUUAAACCAUUUCCUUAUUUUUAGGUAUUUUCUUCAUAAAAAAGAAACUAAGUUAGUUAUGAAAAUAUACAAGCAUUUUUUUCUUAUUUACUAAUUUUAUAUUUUCUGGAAUUAAAUUCAUACGUUAGGAAAGAAAACUACAAAAAUUACGUUAGUUAAUUGUUUAACUAUACAAUUUCCUAUGUUAAUUGUUUAACUAUACAAUUUCCUAUGUUAUUUAAUAAAUUUUGAACAUUAUAGAUAUCGUCUAAUUAUGCACGUCUCUGAAAGAUUUGAUGAGUAAGUCAAGUUUCUCUCAUUUGAUAUUCUUGCCGAACAUCUUGUACUGAAAAGCUGCUUCUAAAUUAGCAGAGGAAGUUGCAGAGGUAUUAUAAUUAAAAUAUUUAACACAAAGAAAAUAAAAACUAAAAAUAUCACCCAAAUUUUUAUGUUUUAGUUUUUUCGUAAAUAUUAAUAUUCGUGCCCGAUCGUAGAUCACUUCACUUAUAAAUAAGUAUUCUAUUAUUGUAUUUAUAAUGGUUACAUUCUAUUAAAUGCAUGAUGUUACCUUUUUCGUUUUUCUAUAAAUGUAACCGUUUAUAAAUCCAUAAUUAUUUUAUUUGUACCUAUAAAUAAAAUAAAAUUUAUAAUGAAUUAAGUAUUUUGAUAAAUUAUUUAUAGACUCUUAAAAUUAUUUUAAAAUCUUAUAAAAUGAUUUGGCAAGCCUUUAUACAUGAUUUUAUAAAUCUUUAUAAGUAAUUUUUAUAAAUGAAUUUAUAAAUCUGCAUACACAUAUCACAAAUUAUGUAAAUAAUUUAUAAAUUAUGUAUGAUUUUGUUUAAAAAAAAAAGUAUGUAUAACAAUGUUCUGUAUAACAAUUUAAAGCCAUUGUAUUGGUUCCUAUAAUUUUCUUAAUAAGGUUGUAUAAUUAUAAUUAUUUGAUUUGUAAGAGGAAAUUGAUAAGGUUUUCUUAAUUAUUUGAUUUAUAAUUUUCUUAAUAAGGUUUUUUUUUCCAGCACCUGUGUAUUCAAAGGGAAGUAUUUCAGGAAUGCAUCACCAUAGAACUCAUUAGAUCGUACUCGUUAUUUUAUGGUUUGCGUAUUAUUGUCUCUUCUAGAUCUCUCGUUAUAAAAGGACUAAUCAAUAGGGUGGAAUCAUGAUCAUCUAUCUCAUUAUGAAAUGAUCCUUGGUUUCCAUCUACUCGCCCGAGACCAGCAAAUAAAAAUCAACAUAAUUUUUACCCGGAACUAACAGUGGAUUCUCUCAUUGAUGAAAUAUUGAGAACAUGGAAUUUAUAGGUUAUUCAGACUAUGGUAGACCCGCAAGAUGUGAAAAUUAUUGAAAGUAUUCCUUUAAGUUGAUUUCAUACAGAAGAUCGGAUGGAUGGUAUUUUACAAACAUUGUGAGAUACACGGUUAAAUCUGGAUAUCAAGUGAAGCAAGUGUAUCCGGAUAGAGAAAGAAUACCACCCGUGUAUGGUCCUUCGGUCACCCCACUGAAGGCUUUCUACUGGAAAGUAUAUCCACCUAAAAUGAAAUAUUUUUUUAUGACAACUGCUGAAAAGAUGCAUAUCGGUUAAGAAAAAUUUUAGGUCAAGAAGAAUGCAUAGGGAUAAAAUUUGCAACUCGUGUGGAGCUCCUGAGGAGUCCAUAAAUCAUAUUUUCUUGGAAUGUCCACCGGCGAUCUAAAUCUGGGCACUUACAUGAAUCCCAACGAAUCCAGAUAUAUUUUUCAUUCAAUCAUUGUUUACAAAUAUGAAUCAUUUAUUUGGAGAGUCUCCCCAUAAAUGGAAAGUCAUCACUUUGCAUGGAUUUUAUAGAAUAUAUGUAAAGGAAAAAAAUAAUAAAAUAUUUAGCAAUUUGGAUAUGGAUCCGAGAGAUAACUUCAAAUUGGCAGAAACAAAAUCGUUACUCUGGGCUGAAGCACAAAAUUCUCCUGUACAGGGAAUGAAAUAUACUCUAGGAAUAAAUUCUCCAUCGAUAGUACCGACUAUAUCAGGUAGAUGGUGUUCUACGGACGGAUCUGGGAAAAAUCAGGAUAUAUAUUCAGGGUAAGGAUGGUAUAGUACCUUAGAAGGUUUUGAUGGAUUAAUGGGAGCAAGGAAUACAAUAGCGAGUUAGUCGCCACUACAUUCAGAGAUAAGAUGCUCUCAUAUGGGCAAUAAAAUGCAUGAGGAAUCUUAGAAAGUUUUCGGUAAUAUUUGCAACAUAUUGUUUGCAGUUGGUGAAGAUGGUUUCGGAACCAGAAGUAUGGCUAGCCUCUACAAGUUAUUUGGAAGACAUAACAUUUUUGAAGAAAAGUUUCAACAGCUCAUAGAUCAUUCAUAUACCACAGACGCAAAACUCAAAGGCCGAUUGUCUCGCAAAAAAUGCAAAGAAACAACCGUUGUUUGUCGUUUAUAUGGAUGCAGAACUACCGGUGUGGUUUGCAGAAUCUACAUAAAUUUGUUUAUGUUGCUGAUAAAAAAAAAAAGAAUACACGUAAACAAAAAUUAUUUAAAAUUAUUUUUCUUGGGCUGUUUUUAUGGUCAAAGUCUCCUUAAAAAAAUUUCCAAUAACUUUUCACAAUAUCCAAAGGAGACGAAGCAAAACGGCAAUUCUCAAGUUUGAAAACCAAAAGGGAUAUCUACUCUACUUAUAUUAAGCGAUGUAAGACCUUACAAUUCAGAAAUUUGAGCCAGAAAAACCUUUCAUAAUGAAUUCUUCACCAUCAGUGAAAAUCGUCUCAAAAUGCUUCGUGAAACCCAAAACAAUCCUUGAAGAAUCAAAGAAACCAUACUAUCUAUCCCCAUGGGACUUCGCAAUGCUCUCUGUUCACUACAUCCAAAAAGGUCUUCUCUUUCAAAAGCCACUUCAUUCCACCGACACCCUGCUUGAUAAGUUAAGAGAGUCUCUCGCCAUCGCUCUCGUCCACUUCUACCCUCUCGCUGGUCGCCUCUCAGCACAAAUAAACGAAAACACCAAAUCAUACUCUGUUUUUGUGGAUUGUAGCAAUAGCCCUGGUGCUGGAUUCAUCUACGCCACCUCUGACUUAUGUCUAGCAGAUAUUGUUGGCCCUAAGUAUGUUCCUUUAAUUGUUCACUCUUUCUUUGACCACAACAGGGCCGUCAAUCAUGAUGGACUUACCGUGAGCCUCUUGACAGUCCAGGUAACAGAAUUGGUAGAUGGAAUUUUCGUAGGACUGUCGAUAAACCACGCAAUGGGAGAUGGCACUUCAUUCUGGAACUUCUUCAGUGCCUGGUCCGAGAUAUUCCAAGCACAAGAGUGCAACAAAACCGAUGAAUUGUAUCUUAAGAAUCCACCAGUCUUAAAGCGUUAUAUCCCUCAAGGAUAUGGUCCCCUCUUCAGCCUUCCCUAUAGCCAUCCUGAUGAAUUUAUCAGAACUUACGAAUCCCCAAUUCUCAAGGAGAGAAUAUUCUGUUUCUCAUCAGAAACAAUCAGAUUGCUAAAGGCAAAGAUUAACCAGGUAUGUGGAACAACCUCCAUCUCAUCUUUUCAAUCGCUAACCGCGGUUAUAUGGAGAUGCAUAACUAGGGCUCGAAGAUUACCUAUCGAACGAGAAACAAGUUGUAGACUUGCUGCGGACAACAGGGGAAGGAUGUAUCCUCCUCUUCCCCGGGAUUACUUUGGAAAUUGUCUCUCUGCACUGAGGACGGCUGCAAAAGCAGGUGAGCUGUUGGAGAAUGAUCUUGGAUGGGCUGCUUUGAAAGUGCAUCAAGCUGUAGCUGAUCAUACGAGUGAAAAGGUAACUCAAAUGAUUGAUCAGUGGUUGAAGUCACCUUUUAUCUACCAUAUUGAUCGGCUAUUUGAACCAAUGAGCGUGAUGAUGGGAAGCUCACCGAGGUUUGACAAGUAUGGUUGUGAAUUUGGGAUGGGAAAAGCAAUGACACUUAGAAGUGGUUACGCGCAUAAGUUUGAUGGAAAAGUUUCGGCUUACCCGGGAAGAGAAGGAGGAGGAAGCAUAGAUCUGGAGGUAUGUCUUGUUCCACAGUUUAUGGAAGCUUUAGAAUCAGAUGAAGAGUUCAUGUCUCUUGUUUAUUUUUGAUAACUUAAGAAUUUCUUCCAAGUUUCUCAACAUUUGCAAACUGCUUAUCACCUUAUUAUCUCCUGUUAUUCACCUCAAUAUGUUUACCAUCAUUUUUAUUGAAGCUUAGUUAACCUUUUAAUUUUAUUUCGUUUACCAAUAAAUUGUUGAUGGAAUAACCAGCAAUCGAGUCUUUGCUUUAUUUACUUACAAAUGUAAAAUUCAUAUUUUACCAAAAAUAUAAUAUGUAAACUUCAUCUUUGAGAUAUGCAAAGUGCGGAAUAUAUUACACAAAAUCUACGCACAUGCCCAGAGGUAUUUCCAGUAUCAAGCAUCUACACGAACAUGGAUUAUCUAUUUUGGAGGAAAAACUCUAUUAUCGAGGCGGAACAAGACAGGGAUCCUUUUCCCUGGAUAAUUUGGUAUAUAUGGAAGGCUAGGAAUGAUAAACUGUUCAGGGGGAUAGAUAGAGAUCCUAUGGAGUUAGUUCGAUAUGCAGAGAGUGAAUAUCGAGUCUGGUUUGAUGCGAAUGAAGUGAUACAACCAGUGCCACAAGAAAACAAUAUGGUGAUCCCCCAAGCUUGGGCAAUAUAUGCCUGUUAGAUGGGUCUUGGACAGCAUCGGCCAACUUUAGUGGAUGUGGAUGGGUGUGGAUGGACAGCAGGGGGAAGGCUCAGCUUAUGGGGUUAAAAAAUAUUACUCGACGUGAAUCAGCCUUGCACUCGGAAGUUGAAGCACUACAGUGGACAAUGGAGAAUAUGCUCCAGCACUCAACAUGUCAGAGCUUUGGGACGGACUGUAAGGACCUGAUUGCUAUGCUAGAGGAACCUCAUGCUUGGCCAAGCUUUGCGACAGAAUUGGAAAAGAUCGAGACGCUAUGGAUAUGCUUCCCGGAGUUCAGCAUUACUCAUGUCCCACGAACGCAUAAUCAAUUUUCAGGUUUUUUUAACUAAGACUGCUAGAUCCUUCCAUAGGAAGUGAUGUGCCGCAGUCCAUGGAUCAUUACAUGGAACCAGCUCAGCAUGGAGUUCUGGACAUUCUGAACAUUUCAAACGAGGUUCAUGUUUUUCACCGUACCAGACUUGACUUGGAUCAUGCCAGACUUGACUUGGGUCGAGCCAGACUUAGCUUGGGUGGUGAAGAAACCAAAGACGGACAUGCAUUCUCAUCCGGCGGACCAUCCGGACAGUCCCGCAAGCGUCCUUAUCUUUACCCCGUGCAUCCAUCUGGUUCGGAUGAAUCAGGACAUCUUGACUGGUCUUCUCCAUUUUCCGUGCCUUGACUAGAUUUAGUCUUCUCCAUUUUUCGUGCCUUGACUAGAUCUAGUCAAAUUUAUAUUUUCUAUGCAUUGUUUUCCCACAUUUUCUUUAAUUGUCUUUGACUACAAAACAAUAUAAAUAUGUAAUCCCUUUGAUGAAUAAAAUCAGUUCAGUUUUGGUUGUUUAUUUCGUUUCUUCUCUGAGUGAGAGAGAGAGUUCUUAGCUAGUUCAUCGGUUUGAACCGGCUUGUUGAUUUGGUGGUCAGCCAAUUCAUCUUUGUGUGUUGUUUUGUGGUUAGCCAACACAUUCAUUCUUUCUUUGGUGGUUAGCCUUAGAUCGUGGGUAUAUCAAGAGUUAUUCCGUAUCUCUUGACAAUCCUUUCAAUCCAUCUCAGUUCCAGAAGUGCCGUUUGCCUUCUCGGAUCAUAUCCAACACCCAGCUAAAGUGAUCCUCCCUAUCUUAGGGUUCUUCAGGAAGUUACUUUUCAUUGGUUGUUCUAUUCCGGUCUGGUUACCCAGACCACCUCAAGCUUGAGUAAUAGAAUGACCGUUUGACGUCAAAAAAAAAAAAAAAAAAAAAAAAAAAUCUACGCACAUGCCCAUAUAAUCUGGCUUUUCUAACCACUUAAGACGUUUACGUGUGGACAAGUGGCCUCGCAGGUAGGACCAUCUUGAACAUAAAACUAAAAGCAUUUCCAGAAGAAAUUCUAUAACUUUAAAUAUAGAGUUUUUUUUUCUAAAAAGGAAUUUCAAAAUUUUAAAUUUGGAGUUUUGAGAAGUAAAAUUCUAUAUUAAAGUUUCACUACUCAAAAAUUCAACUUUAAAGUUUCAUAUUUUUAUUUGCAUUUUGGCCCUUACAAUUACACAUCAUAUUUAUGAUUCUUAUUUUGAAAUGCACUAAUUGAUCAUAUAUGGCGCAUUAUGGAAAUAAUUUUUUGAAAUAAUUUGGUAUUUUACUUGUAGUUUAAUAUUUAAUAAUGUAUAUCUAUUUAUAAUAUUAUAUACUAGUAUAAAAUUUUAUUAGUUAAUAUUGAUGUAAUAUUUAUAUAUAAGUGCUAGUUAUUUAUAAAAGUUUCAUAAUAAUUAUGAAAAAUAUCAGGACUAUAGUAUUAAAUAAAAAUAAAUUUGAAGUUAAAGUCGAAGUUUUGCUUUUGGAGAAGAACACUUUUAAACUUUAAAUAUAGAGUUUUGCAAACUUCAAAAUAGAGAAUCUUUUAGGAGGUGCUCUAAGGAAAAUGGUGUUUUAUGAAAGUGAUAGAACUAACAACAACAUAAACUAAGUCAACACAAAUAACUUUUCUCAUAGUUUAAUAUUUAAUAAUGUAUUUCUAUUUAUAAUUUUAUAUACUAGUGUAACAUUUUAUCAGUUAAUAUUGGUGUAAUAUUUUUAUGACAAUUCUUUCAAAUAGAUUCUUUUUAAGUUUUCGUCGUAAAAGACUCCAAUGAUCAAAAUGACCAAAAUGUUGCAUUAAAAAGCAAAAGAUCCUUAUACCCUAGAUAUAGAGUUGUCAAAAUGCGUAAACCAACCCAAAUAAAAUCAUAUCCAAAUAAAACCAGUAUUCUAUUGGUUAUGGUUCAACCCAAACCAUUUACCUAAUUGUUUGGUUUAGUCUCUAACUCAUUUAGAUUAAUGAGUUAGUGGUUUUAAUGAGUUGACUCACUAUAAUAUAGUAAUAAUAUUAACCAAUAACACCAUAACUCAUGUAAUUUAAAAAUCAUAAAAUUCAAUACAAUGGAGAAAAUGUAUAUUUUCAUAAAAUCAUAAAAGACAUGUUUCACAAUAAUAUUUCAUAUUCUCAGCAGUUUCAGGAAACAAUAACUGAGAUGCCGACUUGAAGAUCCCACCAUGGUACAAGGAACUCAAGUUUGUUGUUGGGGUCAAAAUCAGUCACGUCGGAAUCAAUGCCGGAAAGUCCCCGAAAAACAGCUUUCAGAAAAUACUUACGGAAAAACUUGUGUAAAACAAACGAAAUGAUUCCGAAAAUCUACAAAGCAAUCAACGGAAGAAAAUAACCAUCUAGCUCAUUAGCCAACUCGCCAUAUGGCUAUUUGGACCAAUAACCGGCUACCCAACUCGUCAUAUGGCUAGUUAGCCCGCUAGUCUGUUGUUGGGGUCUAAAAUGGUUACGACGAAAUCAAUUUCGGAAAGUUCUCGAGAAACCUUUCUAAAAAGAAAAAUAAAAAUACAGAAAACUAAAACUUCGUAUUUUUAAGAGUAGAACACGACAAGCUCGUUGGAAAGGAUCAUUCAAUCUCUCGAACAGACAAUUCGCGAGCAUCGAAACAACGAAGCGAGCAUCAUCCGACUCGCCAUAGGGAAAGUUGCAAUGAUCGACCCAACUCGCCAUCAGGCGAGUUGGAGAGAGCUCAUCCAACUCGCCCAAUGGUGAGUUGGGACCGUGUAAACUAACUCGCCCAAUGACGAGUUGGACCGUGUAAACCAACUUGCCAUUGGGUGAGUUGGAACAGCCAUGUUUAGCUCGCCCAAUGGCGAGUUGGAUCAACCACAAUUCCUCUCAGCCCACCUCUGUAGCUUCCUCCUUCGAGCCUCGACUGAAUUAUCUCUUGUUUCGUCUCGAUCGGAGUUACCGUUGGAACUUUACGAUACAAACCGCAAAGACUUGUUUUCUCGUAAAAGUUCAGAUUGAUCAUUUAAAACGGCAACCGUUAACUUAACACCUUAGUUGUUUUCAUUAUAUGGUCAAGUUAAAUUGUUUAAAAUCGACAUCAUAUCGAAGGUUAUAUUUGGAUAAAAUCGUAAAAACGUUCAAAAUCGCAAAACGGCUCGAAAGAUCUUAAACACGGCUAAAAGCUCACUUACGAUUUUUAAUGAAAUUAAGCCCAAGGUUACUAUGACGGUGUAUCUAUUAUUUGCAGGAGAAUCAAGUCUCGAAGAUAAAUGUCAAGUUUAUGAAGAUAAUCAUGAAGAUCGAAGAAAAUGAAAUAUUUCUGCAAGAUGAUAAACUUGACUUGGGGCCGAAAAGGAAACGGAAAACCGACCUUGGAGGCAUAUAUAAAGUAUGGGAACCGAAAUUUGCACUGUCGAUUUCCAUUUAAAUUAGGAAAGUAGGAGAACCCUAGUUUCCCAGAGGUCCCGGAUAUCUGCUAAUACCACACGCCAAGCAAUCAAAACACGAAACGAGAACAGUAAUAAAAUAAGAAAUCGUAAAAAGAGCAAAAGAUGUCUUAUUCCGAAUUUGCAUAUGAGCGUUACAACAAGGUAGAAGCCUCGGCUAUGAGAGCUGUCGACGAGAUCCCUAGUUCUAACAACCAAAGACUGCAAAACCUAGUUGAAUCGCAGCUCAAAAUAACAAAAACGGAAAGUUGCCUAAUUGCUCUAGGUGCUAAGUUUGCUGU